AUCACUCGCUCUCGCCGCCUGCUGCAGCCGAUUGGCUGAUUGGAGAGGCCACGCCCCUUCCUUCUUUCCUAUCCCUGAGGCCUAGAGCGCUCCAUGCGCCUUCAGCCCACUUCCUCUUUCUUCUUGCCAUUUCUUCUUCCGAGGCUCCGGGAUUCUCUACUGCCCUUUUUGUGCCAAAGAUGGAAAUGAUGGAAACGGAUAACAUACACCUAAAGCGUCCUCUUUCUGAGGAUAAAGAGGACAGUGCAGAUGAAAUUAAACGGCAGAAGGUCUCAGAAGAUCAACUGCAGGAAAAGGUGAAUUCUGACUGUAAGACUGAAGCUGCAGCAGAGGGGCCGGUGAAUCCUGUUCUCGAGGAUUCAAAAAAUGUAAUGGUGCUGAAUGAAGAGAGUGAAGACCAACAAGAUGAAGAAGAAAUUGAAGAAAGUGUGGGAGAAGGAGAGCCAGAGAGUUUUGCGGACAUGAUGAAGCAUGGGCUGACGGAACUAGAUGUUGGCAUAACAAAAUUUGUUAGUACUUACAAGGGCUUUUCUGGAAUAUUAAAAGAGAGAUACUCAGAUUUUGUUGUGCAUGAAAUAGGAAAAGAUGGACAUACUGUUCAUUUAGACGACUUCUCUGUGCCAGUAGAUGAGGAGGAUCCUUUGGAAGAAAUUUUUACAGUGUUGUCAGCUGAGGACAAGCAGCGGUUAGAAGAACUGCAGCUUUUUAAAAAUAAGGAAGGCAGCGUGUCCAUUGAGGUCAUUGAAGAUACUAAGGAAAAAAGGACAGUCAUACACCAGGCUGUAAAGUCUCUGUUUCCUGGAUUAGAGACUAAAACAGAAGAUUGUGAUGGGAAAAAAUACAUUGUUGCUUACCAUGCAGCUGGGAAAAAGGCGCUGGCAAAGGUCAGAACUUCGACAGAUCCAAGAAAACAUUCUUGGCCGAAAUCUAGGGGAAGUUACUGCCACUUUGUAUUAUACAAAGAAAACAAGGAUACCAUGGAUGCUAUCAAUAUGCUGUCAAAAUUUUUAAGAGUUAAACCAAACAUAUUUUCCUACAUGGGAACAAAAGACAAAAGAGCUAUUACAGUUCAAGAGAUUGCUGUUCUUAGAAUCACUGCACAAAGAUUAGCACACUUAAAUAAAUGCCUGAUGAAUUUCAAGCUUGGAAACUUUAGUUAUAAGAACCAUCCGUUGAAGUUGGGAGAAUUGCAAGGAAAUCACUUUACUGUGGUUCUCAGAAAUAUAACAGGAACUGAUGAGCAAGUUCAACAUGCCAUGCAAUCUCUCAGAGAAAUAGGAUUCAUUAACUACUAUGGAAUGCAAAGAUUUGGAACCACAGCUAUACCUACAUAUCAAGUUGGAAGAGCUAUUCUACAGAAUAAUUGGAAUGAAGUUGUGGAUUUAAUAUUAAAACCACGUCCGGGAGCUGAAAAGGGCUACUUAGUCAAAUGUCGAGAAGAGUGGGCAAAAACUAAAGAUCCAGCCGCAGCUCUCAGGAAAUUGCCUGUGAAAAGAUGUGUGGAAGGACAGUUGCUUCGGGGACUUUCAAAGUAUGGACUGAAGAAUAUAGUCUCUGCGUUUGGCAUAAUACCAAGAAAUAAUCGUUUGAUGUAUAUUCAUAGCUAUCAGAGUUAUGUGUGGAAUAACAUGGUGAGCAAGCGGAUAGAAGAAUAUGGUCUUAAAGCUGUACCUGGAGAUCUUGUGCUAAAAGGAGGUACUGCUACUUAUAUUGAGGAGUCAGAGGCUGACAAUUACACCAUCCAUGAUAUUGUUAUGCCAUUGCCUGGUUUUGAUGUUAUCUAUCCAAAGCAUAAAAUUGGGGAAGCCUACAAAGAAAUCUUAGCUGCAGACAAUUUGGACAUCAAUAACAUGAAGCAUAAAAUUCGAGACUAUUCAUUAUCAGGAGCCUACAGAAAGGUUAUCAUCCGUCCUCAGCAUGUAAGCUGGGAGUUGGUUGCAUAUGAUGAUCCCAAAAUUCCAUUAUUUACCACUGACUUAGAUAAAAUGGAAGGAAAAACACCUGCAGUUCUUGCAACAGAAGGCAAAUACAAGGCUCUGAAGAUGGACUUCUCCCUUCCACCAUCUACUUAUGCCACAAUGGCCAUUCGAGAAGUGCUAAAGAUGGACACGAGCAUAAAAAAACAGACACAGCUAAAUACAAUAUGGUUACGCUAAUGCUCGUUUGCAUUGAUUGGAUAAAAGUUUUAACAUGAAAAUUUGUUCUUAUUUAGUACUUUUUCACCCCAAGUACUUUCUAAUUAAAAUGUAUUUUUGUAUUCGCUUAAUGUAUAUGAUUUAAAAUCUGUUGCAAAACAAUGUUUGUCAAAAGUAUAAAAAAUUGGGUUUUCAAACUGUCAAAGCAAACAUGGUGCUGGAGCUAAUUGCAGGUUGUAACAUGACCGGCCUGAAGAAAAAUUGAUGGCUUUGUCUGUGAUUUCAGGUCUUCAGAAAUAUUCAAAAUGUGUUGUCGAAGGCUUUCAUGGCCAGAAUCACAGGGUUGCUGUGAAUUUUCUGGGCUGAAUGGCCAUGUUCCAGAAGCAUUCUCUCCUAAUGUUUCACCCACAUCUAUGGCAGGCAUCCUCAGAGAUUGGGAGGUCUGUUGGAAACUAGGCAAGUGAGGUUUAUAUAUCUGGAAUGUUCAGGGUGGGAGAAAGAACUCGUCUGUUUGAGGCAACUUUGAACGUUGCAAGUUCUGAUCAAGGUGGCCAACUGAAAUAGUUACACUUGCCUCAAACAGAUAAGAGUCCUUUUUCCCACCCUAGACAUUCCACAGAUAUAUAAACCUCACUUGCCUAGUUUCCAACAGACCUCACAAUCUCUGAGAAUGUCUGCCAUAGAUAUGGGCGAAACGCCAGGAGAUAAUGCUUCUGGAACAUGCCCAUACAGUCCAGGAAAUUCACAGCAACCCAAUAUUCAAAAUGUUUUAUCAAAUAUGGUGGUAGAUGUCUUCCUGAGUUUGGUACUAAAUAAAACUGAUUGCAAGCAUGCUCAGUUCUGUGAUACCAAUUAGGAUAGAAUAUUGAUGAAUCUACAUUUAUAUCUAGAAAAUAGAUAUAUUUAGCCUUAAGAUUGCUGACAGGAUCUGGGGUUACAACUAUUUCCCUUGUCAUGAUGUCCAUGUCUUUAUGUAAAAAUAUGUAACUGCUUUUAUUUGGGCUGCAACUAUUAAAUGGUUGCAUCUUUUUUCAACCUGUUUCUACUUGUAAAACAGCCGAUGAACUAUGGAUGUGUUUCCUUAAUUAUUGUUGUUUGGUUCCAACAUACAUGGUUUGUCUGUUGCAGGCAAUGGAUAAACUAGGAAAACCUAUUUCCUAGCAUGACAGGAUUAAAUAGUCCUUCUGAAUUUGA
Molecule: messenger RNA, 3329 nt
Organism: Anolis carolinensis (green anole)
Lineage: Eukaryota; Metazoa; Chordata; Lepidosauria; Squamata; Anolidae
Gene: pus7
Product: pseudouridine synthase 7
Exons: 17
Coding region: 180-2156 (658 amino acids)
Biological process (GO): pseudouridine synthesis
Cellular component (GO): nucleus
Molecular function (GO): RNA binding; pseudouridine synthase activity
Source: RefSeq, a predicted model, not a curated record